AUGUGUGAGGUUUUGAAUGUUUCCGAAUGCCAAUUCUUAUUGUGUAAUGAUGACUGACUCUCUUCAGUGGAUCAACAACUUAUUGUAACAUUGCAUUGUUUAAUCAUCUUCUGAGAAGUGGACAUGUUCUCCUCUCUGACUGUCCACUGGGCUGUGUGUCCUCAGGCACGGGGGAGAGUGGGAAAACCACCUUCAUCAGACAGAUGAGGAUCAUCCAUGGAAGAGGCUUCUCUGAGGAGGAAAGACGGGACUUCGCCAAGCUCAUCUACCAGAACAUCUUCACGGCUGUGAAGGCAAUGACCCGGGCCAUGAACACCCUCAGACUGCCCUAUGCCUACCCAGAGAAUGAGGUCAGGGUCUGGUUACAUACUGUACAUACUGUUCAAUCAAACUGGCCUAACCAUGAGUGAAAGGCACCCUCUGUAGGGUCUAUUUACCAAAACAAAACACAUUAUACACAUGUCGUUUCUGUGUUUUUGAUUUGUAAGGCUUUCACAGAUUUUUCUUUGACCCUGUGGGUCAGACAUUUGCACCAAUUAAAGCCCCUCUAUCUGCCCUCAGAUGUAUGACAGGUGGAUGCAGGAUGUGGACACAGUGCAGGUCACCCAGCUGGACAGAGGCUAUGUGGAUGCCAUCCACCGUCUCUGGGCCGACCCAGGCCUCCGGGUCUGCUACAGCCGCCGCAGCGAGUACCAGCUGCUGGACUCCACAGAGUAGUGAGUACCACCAGUCUCUCUCUGGCUCUCUGUCUUUAUCUCUCUCUGUCUCUCUCUCUGUGGGACAUAUUUACUAAGCAUUUGCCCCAAGUGCAAUAUUUGCUAAAUUUGCACCUGUUUUUUUCAGUAGAGGAUGAAAAACGAUAAAGUAGACGUAGAUGGUUUUUGUUUCCUUGGUAAAAUGUACCUAUGUAAAUACAAAAUGUUAUAUUUAAUAAUCCCAAUUAAUGAAAAAAUACGAUUGUUUAAUUCACAAAACUGUGUCCCCAUUGUACAGCACUGUACAUUGUACACUGUCCUUAUCAACUGCAAAGUCCAUGAUGUCCAUUGGAGGGGGCUAGUUCUCCACAAAUAAAUACAUAACCAGACCUCAGCCAUGUUAUAAACACAUAUACACAAACAGCCAUCUUGUCAGGCACCAUUUGAUUUGAUGUUAUAAAUCAAAUCAAUUAGCAGAGAGAACAGUCUACGGCUUGGGUGGCUGGAGUCUUUGACAAUUUUUUGGGCCUUCCUCUGACACCGCCUGGUAUAGAGGUCCUGGAUGGCAGGGAGCUCGUGAGCUCGUCCCCAGUGAUGUACUGGGCCGUACUCACCAGCCUCUGUAGCACCUUUUGGUCUGGUGCCUUGCAGUUGCCGUACCAAGCGGUGAUGCAGCCAGUCAAGAUGCUCUCAAUGGUGCAGCUUUAUAACUUUUUGAGGAUCUGAGGGCCCAUGCCAAAUCUUUUCAGCCUCCCAAGGGAGAAGAGGCGUUGUCGUGCCCUCUUCACAACUGUGUAGGUGUGUGUGGACCAUGUUAAUUCCUUAGUGAUGUGAACACCGAGGAACUUGAAGCUCUCAACCCACUCCACUACAGCCCUAUCGAUGUGGAUGGGGGCGUGCUCAUCCCUCCUAUUCCUGUAGCUCAAUUCAUUCUGCACUACUCAAUUUGUGUUGAUUGUUGUUGUAUGUAACAUACAGUUGAUAUUACAUGUCUUAUGUAUAGAAUGAACUUGCUACUGCCAUUGUCAUUACCUUGGGAAAGAUAAUUGUAUCACAUUUGUUACGUGUUCGCUGUCUUUCUUUGUCUUUGUCUGUUUCUGUACUUUUCAGCUACAUGACCAAUCUGGACCGCAUAUCUGCCCCAGACUACAUCCCCACUGAUCAGGACGUACUGCGGGUUCGAUUCCCCACCACUGGCAUCCAUGACUACUCCUUCACUGUGAAGACCAUCACACUCAGGUGGCCAAACCCUCACUCAGAUCGCUCACCUUGGACUCACCCAGACGUCAAGGGAAAUAAUAGAACACUAGAGCUGCACUUGUCUCCCGAGUGGCGCAGUGGUCUAAGGCACUGCAUCGCAGUGCUAGCUGUGCCACUAGAGAUCCUGGUUCGAAUCCAGGCUCUGUCGUAGCCGGCCGCGACCGGGAGACCCAUGGGGCGGCGCAUAAUUGGCCCUGCGUCGUCCAGGGUAGGGGAGGGAAUGGCCGGCAGGGAUGUAGCUCAGUUGGUAGGGCAUGGCGUUUGCAACGCCAGGGUUGUGGGUUCAAUUCCCAAGGGGGGCCAGUAUGAAAAAUACAAAAAAAAAUAAUGUAUGCACUAACUGUAAGUCGCUCUGGAUAAGAGCGUCUGAAAAAAAAUAAAAAUAAUAAUAGAUCGUGGACCACACUAUAGGCUAUCUUUGAUAUUGUCUGACUCUACCCUUGGCUGCUUUGGACACAGUGGAAUUACAAGCACAUACAAUCACAUUUGGCAUUAUACAGAAAACUUGCUGAAAACACACUAAUUUAUUUGUAUGUUUUUGAACAUGGCGAUGUCAUUGUUUUUUCAGAGACCUUUGUAUUAUUAAUAUGAAAGGUCCAGCUGUGUUCAGGUGUGGUGUUUUUCACCACCCCUGUUGUGAAAGGUUCAACUGUAAUUUGUCUCUGUAAUCAGGCAGGCAGGAUACAGUGGGGUAGAAAUGGAAAGGUAUCAAUUAUGGCAUUUUUAGAGCCAGAUGCUCUAUGAGGCUCAUUUGAAUGAGGACUAGGAAACUGUGAAAAACAGGUUUGAUGUGUGACAGCAGGAGAGAGAAGAAAGGAGUCUCGGUAUACACAGGAGGAUAUGCCUCUCAGCCUUUCUCACAGUGUUAACUACACCUCAGACACUUCUAGCUCAUUAACAACUCUGACCAGCUGCCUCGCCAAGACAAGGCCCCUGCCAUGCGUGGCAUCACAAACACCUUAUUGAUAAAGGGCACAAUGGUGUGUGUGAGUGUGUUGAAAGAUGCUCUAAUAGGUGUUCUCAUCUCUCUUCGGGUAGGAUUGUGGAUGUGGGUGGACAGAAGUCAGAGAGGCGGAAGUGGAUCCAUUGUUUUCAGGACGUCACAUCCCUCAUUUUCCUGGCUUCCCUCAGCGAGUACGACCAGGUCCUGGAGGAGAGAGAGACUAAUGUGAGUACCUGUCUGUCUGUCUGCCUGCCUGUCUGACUGUCUCGGCCUGCCUGUCUGGCUGCCUGUCUCUGCCUGUCUGGCUAUAUGUCUGACUGGCUGGCUGCCUGCCUGCCAGCCUGCCUGCCUUCCUGUCUGUCUAUCUGUCUGUCCUCUGUGUCGUGCUGCUGCUCCAGUUUCAACUCUUCUGCCUGCGGCAAUGGAACCCUGACCUGUUCACCGGAUGUGCUACCUUGUCCCAGACCUGCUGUUUUCAACUCUCUCUCUCUACCACACCUGCUAUUUCAACCUCUAAAUGCCCGGCUAUGAAAAGCCAAGUGACAUUUACUCCUGAUGUUGCGACAGGUCAGUACCUCUACAACCACUGUGAUUAUUAUUUGACCCUGCUGGUCAUCUAUGAACGUUUGAACAUCUUGGAGAAAAAUCUGUCCUUAAUGGCCAUGUACUGUUAUAAUCUCCACCCGGCACAGCCAGAAGGGGACUGGCCACCCCUCAAAGCCUGGUUCCUCUCUAGGUUUCUUCCUAGGUUUCUGCCUUUCUAGGGAGUUUUUCCUAGCCACCGUGCUUCUACAUCUGCAUUGCUUGCUGUUUGGGGUUUUAGGCUGGGUUUCUGUAUAGCACUUUGUGACAUCUGCUGAUGUAAAAAGGGCUUUAUAAAUACAUUUGAUUGAUUGAUUGAUUGAUUGUUGGCCUUCAUUUCAUGGUAUAGUUUGUAUUUUGGUCUCAACCAAGUAAACAUUGAAACCUCCAUCAAGGUUUUUCUAUUCAGAGUUUUUUCUGGCCAUGGCCAACAGGUUUCACUGUUGCGUAUCAAAACCUGCUGCCAUACCACUAUCUCUCCAACCCUCCCUCCCUCCUGACCAAGGCUCACUAAGCCGCUUAUCUUUCCUGGACGCUUUUGAGUCUCUCUCUAAAUUCAUUAACCUCCACUGUGCCCCUGUCCCCAUAUACUCUCCUCGCACCCCUCUCCCACCUCUCCCCUCCCUCUCUCCCCCAUCAGAACCGUAUGGAGGAGAGCUUGGCUCUGUUCUACACCACCAUCCACUCCCCUUGGUUCCUCAACACCUCCAUCAUCCUCUUCCUCAACAAGACAGACAUCCUUGCUGAUAAGAUCCAGGCGUCCGACCUGCAGAAGUACUUCCCAGGGUUCACAGGUAGGUCUACACACACACACACACACACACACACACACACACACACACAUCCCCUCCAUCGAGGUAGAUAAUAGAAGUGUGAUGAUGGAUGUAAACACAUUGAAUCACAUCCUUUGGUGUUAGUUUUUCUUUCUCAGUGCGAUGGAGUUGUAGCUAACUGUUGCUUCUGGCUGGAAUAACAGAAACCUUAUGACAGGGUUCCUCAACUGGCAGGUUUUUGUAUUAUUGUUGGACAUGUAAAAAUAAUACUGCAAAAACACCAGCAAAUUAGCUCCAAGUGAUUUUAGUUUUGGAAAUCUGUUCCAAAGUAUUCCCACGCAUAAUAGUGAGAUACUGUAUACACUACCGUUCAUAAGUUUGGGGUCACUUAGAAAUGUCCUUGUUUUCGAAAGAAAAGCAAUUUUUUUGUCCAUUAAAAUAACAUCAAAUUGUGCCGAAAUCCAGUGUAGACAUUGUUAAUGUUGUAAAUGGCUAUUGUAGCUGGAAACGGCUGAUUUUUAAUGGAAUAUCUACAUAGGCGUACAGAGGCCCAUUAUCAGCAACCAUCAGUCCUGUGUUCCAAUGGCACGUUGUGUUUGCUAAUCCAAGUUUAUCAUUUUAAAAGGCUAAUUGAUCAUUAGAAAAUAAUUUUGCAAUUAUAUUAGCACAGCUGAAAACUGUUGUGCUGAUUAAAGAAGCAAUAAAACUGGCCUUCUUGAGACUAGUUGAGUAUCUGGAGCAUCAGCAAUUGUGGGUUCGAUUACAGACUCAAAAUGGCCAGAAACAAAUAACUUUCUUCUGAAACUCGUCAGUCUAUUCUUAUUCUGAGAAAUUAAGGCUAUUCCAUGUGAGAAAUUGCCAAGAAACUGAAGCUCUCGUACAACGCUGUGUACUACUCCCUUCACAGAACAGCGCAAACUGUCUCUAACCAGAAUAGAAAGAGGAGUGGGAGGCCCCGGUGCACAACUGAGCAAGAGAACUAAUACAUUAGAGUGUCUAGUUUGAGAAACAGACGCCUCACAGGUCCUCAACUGGCAGCUUCAUUAAAUAGUACCCGCAAAACACCAGUCUCAACGUCAACAGUGAAGAGGUGACUCCGAGAUGCUGACCUUCUAGGCAGAGUUGCAAAAAAAAAUUACAUAUCUCAGACUGGCCAAUAAAAAGAAAAGAUUAGGAUGGGCAAAAGAACACAGACACUGGACAGAGGAAGAUUGGAAAAAAGUGUUAUGGACAGACAAAUCGAAGUUUGAGGUGUUCGGAUCACAAAGAAUAACAUUUGUGAGACGCAGACCAAAUGAAAAGAUGCUGGAGGAGUGCAACCAUAAAUACCCUGCACUUUACCAAGCCAUCACUCCUUCCUCCAUAAACUCUCUGAAUUGAAUUUUGUCACAUACACCAAAUAGGUGCAGUGAAAUGUGUUGUUUUACAGGGUCAGCCAUAGUAGUGGAGCAAAUUAGGUGUCAUCGACAGAUUUUUCACCUUGUCGGCUUGGGUAUUCGAACCAGUGACCAUUCGGUUAUUAGCCCAACACUCUAACCGCCAGGCUACCUGACACCCUGAGGUUAGGUUCAUCCAUAUUGGCAGUUUGAUGUAAAGUUGCCAUUUAAACUUGUUGCACUAUAACGUUGCGAUGGUAACAUUAUGUGAUGGUUGCCUUUGUAUGAAAAACCAUUAAAUAUGUUCUAUCUUGGCAUUUUAUCCUUUUCUUUUCAUUUUUGUUUCUAUUGGCCUCCAAUUUCUCUUUCCCAUUUACCCACAUCCCCUGACCUCUUCUCUCCCCUCUCUCACUCUCCUCCCUCACUGUGGUUGUCUCCAUCUCUUUCCUGUCCCCUGUCCUCCUCCUCACCCCACACCCGAAGGAAAGCGACGUGACGCUCAGGAUGCUAUGAAGUACAUCCAGAAGAUGUAUGAGCAGCAGGCUCGCAGCCGGGACAAGGAGGAGAGCAAGACGCUGUACCCCCACUUCACCUGCGCCACCGACACCAACAACAUCCGCAAGGUAUUCAGUGACGUCAAGGACACUGUGCUCCUCAGGUCCCUCAGGGACUACGGGGUGAUAUGA
Molecule: messenger RNA, 6315 nt
Organism: Coregonus sp. 'balchen'
Lineage: Eukaryota; Metazoa; Chordata; Actinopteri; Salmoniformes; Salmonidae
Source: the annotation of a GenBank genome assembly